Molecule: messenger RNA, 1398 nt
Organism: Alternaria burnsii
Lineage: Eukaryota; Fungi; Ascomycota; Dothideomycetes; Pleosporales; Pleosporaceae
Product: wd40 repeat-like protein
Exons: 1
Coding region: 1-1398 (465 amino acids)
Biological process (GO): transcription-coupled nucleotide-excision repair; protein polyubiquitination; proteasome-mediated ubiquitin-dependent protein catabolic process
Cellular component (GO): nucleotide-excision repair complex; Cul4A-RING E3 ubiquitin ligase complex
Molecular function (GO): protein binding
Source: RefSeq, a predicted model, not a curated record
AUGAGCACUCAACACGAGCUCGACCGCGCGUACGGCUUCAUUCCCAACCAUGUCCUCAAGCGCGGCUAUGCCUCACGUCUCACAUACGCGCUGCAACCGUCUCCUACCGUAGUCUUCAGCCAGCAUCUACCGGCCCUCGAUGAUCCGUACGAGCGCAUACCGGCGCAUAUAUCCGGGGUGAAUGCUUUGACCAUCGACAAGUUUGAGGGGCGAUACCUGCUCUCUGGAGGCGCAGACAGCUCGAUUGCAGUAUGGGAUCUUGAGGCGCAGACUGCGGCAACCGAGGCGGGAGAUACCUAUCUCCCCCUCACGGCAGUAAACAAGACGAGUGAAGAGCACAAGUUGGGCAUCACGCAGAUACAGUUCUACCCCUUUGAUUCUCUGGCAUUCCUUACAUCAUCGUACGACCACACCGUCAAGCUCUACUCCAGCGAAACGCUUGCGCCGUCUGCGUCUUUCAACCUCGAUUCCGUCGUGUAUAACCUCUCGCUCUCGCCCAUCGCCUCGCAUCUCCUCGUCGCAUGCGCGACGCAACAUCCGAAUGUGCGUCUCGUCGAUCUCCGCUCAGGCGCCACGACACACAGUCUUGCAGGCCACUCUGGCGCGAUCCUCUCUACAGCAUGGAGCCCUGUGCGCGAACACAUUCUUGUCAGUGGAGCUACAGAUGGCAGCAUACGCUUCUGGGAUGUACGCCGCAGUGUAGGUGAAUUGGGUGUACUGGACCUCGAAGAUUCAGUCGGGGUACUUGGGAAAUCUACGUCCUUUACUCGCAAGUCGACCAACGCACAGGCGCACAAAGACGCUGUGAAUGGGCUCGUAUGGACCGAUGAUGGCAAGCACAUAGUAUCUUGCGGGCACGAUGCGCGAGUACGCGUCUGGGACACGGAUACUGGUGCCAAUACCCUAGCAAACUUUGGCCCCAUGGUCAAAAACUCUGGUCUUGCGCCUCGCAUUCCCGUUCUUGCGCCAGUGCAAAACCUCCAGCCCGGUGCUGAUCUCAUGUUCUAUCCUAACGAGCACGAGAUCCUUACCUAUGAGCUCUUUGACGGUAAGCUGAUCCGUCGACUACGCCGCUCACAGCAGCCUCGGACGAACACUUUAUCCAACGCGUCUGGAGCAGCAGCAGCAGCAGCAGCAGCAAAGGGACAGCGUAACGUCAAGGACAGAAUCACAAGUCUGGCCUGGCGACCACACCACGUGGAGAUGUACUCUGCCCAUGCUGAUGGCAGUAUUGCGACAUGGAAGCCAAGAACAGAAGAAGAUGCCGAAUUAGACGAUGAAGAGGAACUCGAACGGGAAGAGAAGGAGAUAGACAAGAAGCGAAAGAGAGGUGUACUAGACGAAAUAUACCAGGGAUUGACGAAGAAGCAGAUCACAUUUGGCAACAUGGGCUUGUAG